Messenger RNA from Mytilus californianus (California mussel), 6082 nucleotides. RefSeq names its product ADP-ribosylation factor-like protein 13B. The record is from RefSeq and is a predicted model, not a curated record. Gene Ontology annotation, molecular function: GTPase activity; GTP binding. The transcript is spliced from 10 exons. Bases 462 to 2348 code for a protein of 628 amino acids. NCBI's taxonomy places the organism in Eukaryota, Metazoa, Mollusca, Bivalvia, Mytilida, Mytilidae. Gene Ontology annotation, cellular component: non-motile cilium; ciliary membrane. Gene Ontology annotation, biological process: receptor localization to non-motile cilium; non-motile cilium assembly.
GUAAACAACCGGAUUGUUGUCAUCAUGGCGGACACUUUUACGAUGGGAAGGAAAAUUUUAAGAAUGUGUUAGAUAUUGCCUAAUUUCAGCAUAUGGAUUCAAAUAUCUCAACAUUUUCUUGUGAAGAAUAUGGGAAUGGACAUUUUAAAGGACGGGAUAUAUUCAAUUUCAUUUAUUUUUAGUCUGUAACAAGGAGAAAAGUACAUGGUUUUUAUUUUCAUGAGAUCAAAUUAUGACAAUACAAAGAUGAUAUAAUAUUGUGUACAGAAAACAUUUGUUUUUAACCAAUAUAAUUUUACGAUAUUGAAUCCUGCAGUACUAUUUAAUCAACCCAGACUUGACAGCAGAUUAAUUACAUUAAUUUAAUUACAUUAACUUGAAUUAAUACCUGGUUUUUAUCAUCAAGUUCUAACAAGUUUUUAACAGAAAUUAUUUGUAUUUUCUUCCUGAAUUUACAUUAAAUGAUUAGCCUGAUGGGGAAAUGUUUUUCAUGCCUCAAAAGAAAAACCCAGCCAAGAAGGGAGGUAACAUUAGCUAUCUUGGGUCUGGACAAUGCAGGGAAAACUACUGCCACAAAAGCUUUACUUGGAGAGACCCACCAUGACACAACACCAACAGUUGGUUUUACAAGUGAAAGUCUGACUUUGGACCAUUAUGAAAUAAAAAUCUUUGAUUUGGGUGGUGGGAAAAACAUCAGGAGGAUAUGGAAGGAAUAUUUUGUAGAAGUUUAUGGAGUUAUUUUCGUGGUGGAUUCUUCUACGCCAGAGAGAAUCGAGGAGGCAAAAGUGGUCUUGAAAGGAUUACUAGAAGACGAUAAAGUAGCAGGGAAACCCAUACUACUACUUGCCAAUAAGCAAGACCACCAAAAUGCCAUGGAUGAAGUUGAUAUAUGUGACCAACUUGGCUUAGAAGAUUUAGUAAAUGCUAAUAAAUGUCCUUGUAGAAUUGAAACAUGUUCAGCUCUUAAAGGUACUGGUAAAAAGAUUGAUAAUAAUAUAAAAGUUGGACUGAAAUGGAUGUGUGCCACGUUAGAGCAUAACUGGCUUGUAUACCAACCUCGCGUGGAAAAGGAUAUGGAGGUCGAGGCUGCAAAGAAACAGAAGGAACUAGCUGAAAAGAGGGAAAGGGUACGCAAGAUAAGAGAAGAAAGAGAGAAGAAAGAAGAGGAAGAAAGGAAGAGGUUAGGGAUAGAAAAACCUGUGAGUGACGAUGAAGACCAAUUAGACGGUGAUCCAUUUAAACGUGUUGAUGUUAAUAGCCUGAAUGAAAAGGAAAAAAGAAUGAAAGAAGAAAAGAGAAAGAAGAAGGAAUUAGAGCUGAAGAUGUUAGGACGAGAUACCAAUGAUAAUAACACUGUUAAUAAUGACCUUGAUGAAUCUGAAGGUGAAAUAAGGUCAAGUCGGUCUUUGAAAUAUUUAGGUCUACGUAAUGGAUUAAGUAAUGAUGAAAAUCACAUGAACAAUGGAAAUUUAAACACACUAAGUAGUGAAAACAAAUUACCUUAUGAUUCUGAACAGGAUAGUGACAUUGACACAACCUCUAAGAAAAGUCGUCGCGCAACGCCACGGUUACCUCCCCUUCAGAAACCAUUAGGUACCAAGUUUUCAUCAGAAGACCAACCAACAGGAAAGAAAAAACGCAAGAAAAAGAAAUUGAAAGCUCUACAGGAAAAAAUUGAAGAAAAUGAGGACAUGGGAGAAAUUUUUCAACCUUCAAAGCAUUCUGUUCAAUCUGUUUCAAAGAUUGAAGUGAAUACACUUAACCCUUAUACUGAAAAUCAAAAUAGUUUCCAUAGUGACACAAAUCCUAGCAAACAUAUAGUGGUAGGUAAAACGUUAUCUUUUGACAACGAAACGGAGGAAGAUACGACCCCAAGGUCACAUAAGGUCAAAAAGAAAAAAAAGGUGAAGUCAAAAGGAAUUCAUCAAUCCUUUGAUGAUUUUCCAACGCCUAGGAGUAUUGAAGCAGCUGAAAAUAACACAGAUUUUGCAAGUUCUUUAUCAUACCGUAUUGACAACGAAGAAUCCAAUCCAACUGAAGUCAGGAAACUGAAGAAAAAGGCAUAUCUAAAGAAAAAUAAAACAGGACCAUCUGAUGAAGAAAUUGAAAUGGGAGACACCCUCAGGAAUACUAACAUUACAGAUUUCUCAUGGACACUGGGUUCUCCUAAAAAGGAGGUAUUGUCUAGUGUGGAUGUACUUAUCAGAUAUACUGAAUUAUCUCGUGAUGAAGGGCCAGUCCAAAAAAAUUGGGGGUUUGCAGAAGACCUUGAAGACACGUUGAAUACACCUCCAAGAAGGAUUGGAGUACGGCCCAAUUUUGAAGAUGAUGAGGAUGUUCUGUUGUAAUGAAAAUGAAAACUGAUUGCAUACUUCACCUGUUAGGAAAAGAUGACGAAAAUUGCAAAGGAUUGAUGUAUAUCUUGAUAUGACUAUUCAUUGAUAGAUGUUUAUAUUACAAUGAUAUCUGUCUUACUUCUGGAGAUUUGUAUAUUGAAAAAAAAAGUCAAAAUCAUGACUAUAUAAAAGAUAUUAACAACAAAAAUCAAAGAAGCAUUUUUUUUUGUAAAGAUCAGUGUUCAAAUUUAACAUAGCAAGAGUUGUCUUCCUUAGAUGAAAAAAAGUAAAAAUACUUUUUGAUGAGAGAAAACCCACCAAAACUAGAGCUCAAAUGUGAUCUUAGCAAGCUUUUUUUCAUGAAUGACAAAGAAAUUGUCAGUUAAAAAUGAGAUAUAGUGUUUGUUUAGAUAUGGAAUAAAACCAUCUAUAAUUGACCAUCUUAUCUAAGGGGAGAUAAUAGUCAUCUUUGUUUUAUUUUGAUGACCACAGGGAGAAUUAUUUUAGAUGGUUGAUACUUUAUAAAGGGGAAAAAUUAUGAUUAGGAGAUGUGAAAAAAAUAUAAUUAUUUUAAAGUGAAAAUAUUGACUCUUUAUAUGAAAAUCAAUCAUAAAAAAGUGACAUUGAUCAUUUGUCAUACCUUAUAAUUGUAAGAGUCGACGAAAUUUCCAUAAAAAGUCCAAAAAUAUCUUUGAGUGUGAGUUGAGAUAAAAGUAAACAAUAGUUUCUGUAGAGCAUUUUAUUUAAGCUGCAUUUGUAUUGGGUAUACUCAUUCAUGAUACAAAUGAAGAAAAUAUUGGAAAAAUUAUCUUCCCUUGAAUUUUUUCUGUAAUAGUAGUAUUUUUCAUGUUGAAAAAUUGAGAAUGUUGUAAAUUUUAAUCCAAUUUUGCUCCGUCCAUUUUACUAAAAUCACUGGUGCUAAUGUUAAGUGUAUUUGAUUUGUUAAGAGGAAUUGUUUGUCCUUGCAUGACAUUAUAUUUUUUAUUCCGUCUGAACCCCAUGUGGUCUGUGUUUAAGUGUUCAUAAGCCAGUUUUAAAGGUAAAAUCUUGCAAAAUAAAUUUUGAAAGAAGUUUUUUUUUUUACCAAACUGGAACUAGUUGUAGUGGUCUUGAUUGCUAUAAUUAAAUCAUAUUUGUCAGUAAAAUUCCUAUAAUUUCGUUAGUUUUUGUUAGAUUUUUUUUUAAAAGAGUUAGGUCCCUUGUCAUUAUCUUAAAAUGAGAGUUCCUUGAUUUGCAGAGUUUCAAACAUGCACUGACACUGUUCUGACUGCGAACUUUGACCAUUUAAGCCUUCAUUGAAGCAAAUGUUAACCGUCAGAAAUCGGUAUACAAUAACAACUCAAUUAUAAGUACUAGUGUAAUUGCUAUUUAUACUUUACACUAUUCAUCUAUCAGUUCGAUUUGUUUGUUUGAAGCAAAACAAUAUUUAUUGCAUUAUAAAGAGUUAUGUCCCUUGAUCAUACUGUCAUUUUUCAUUUUUCCAAAUGUGAUAGCCAUUUUUAAAUCAGUGCUAAUUCAUUAUUUACAUAGCUUUACUUUGUAUAUUACUUAAGAGUUGUUCCAUUAUAUUAUUUAUGAGUAAAGAGGAAAUACUUUACUUUGUAUAUUGAAAGGUUGUUUCAUCAUAAUAUUUAAAUGUAAAGAGGUUUUAUUAACUUGAAUUUUAGAUGAAAAAGUUGUUUUCUAUUAUAAUAUUGAAAUGUAAAUAGUUGUGCUAUCGUGAAGCUUUGGUGUUUAAGACAAAGUUGUUAAUUAUACCCUAUAUUGAAAACUAUGAAGGUUGUUUCAUCACAUUAACGAAGGGUAAAAAAUUCUUGUGAAAUAUCAUAACUUUUUUUAUUUAUGAUGUUUUCUAAUCUCAGGUAUUCCAUGAGUAUAUAUUUCUGUUUAAGAUGGAUUGAUUGUUUACUUAAUGCCACAUCAGCACAAAAAGGCUAUAUCACAGCGACUCUGUUUAAGACUGAAGUAGGAUACAUAUGGUGUGUAAUUCAAUAUGAUAUUGUUUUGACAUGAAUAAUUUUUACAUCUAAGUUUUAAACAGAACUCUUAUCCUAUUUUGAAAGUAAUUUUUGAUAAUGAAUAUAAACUUUAAUAACUUAAUUUCUUUCCUAUUAAAAAUGUCAUAUGAGGAGACUUGAUCAUAUAGAAAAUUUCAAUUUACCUUCAGUAUUUAGUGCUUCGACAAACUUAUAACAUACAUUUCUUGAAUUUUUUGUUUUAUAAUAUCUUAUCUAUAAAUAUAAAGAAAUUAAGAUUCCAAUUCCUCAGGCAAAGUUGACCUUAGGUGGUCUUUAGCAAUUGAUUUAAGGUUCAUCUUUGUCAUCCUUUGUUUUCAAUAUUUUGGUUUUUAGUGGUUUUAAGUGUUCCAGAAAAGCACUUCGGACGCACCAUAUUUUAUAAAGUGUUAUUUUCAUUGGAUGGAAUAUUACUCAUAGCUUCAUAUUUAUUUCUGAUGAUAUUUCAAACAUUUUUUAAAUGGAGACAGUUUUAAUUAUUUUAACUUAAUGUUUAUGUGCCUGUGUUGUGUAUUAUUUAUGUGUAACUUUAUUUUAAAAAAAUGAAAUUUUUAUCAAUGAAAUGAAUACUAAUUAUAUAUAAUUUUAACAAUUUUUUGCAUUAUUUCUACAGCUGAAUGUUUUAACACAUAUCAUUUAACUUAUCUAUGUAUUAUUCAUUUAAAUGUAUUAUUCAUUUAAAUACUUUUGAUGUUGUUUUCUUUUAUCCUUAAUUAGUAAGGGCCAUUCUAGUGUAGUAAACUUGUAAGGAUAGGAUGUCAAGCUAUAUUUGAAUAUUGGUUUUGGUGUCGUUUAUGACCGUAUGUCCAGUUUAUUUAUGAAGAAAUACUCAAAAGAAAAUAUGUUGGUUAAAAGAGGGAGAUUGAAAUUCUUUCAUACCUAGAUCUCCCACAAAUUUUUUUUUAAUAAAUGGAAUAAUUAAUUAAUAAGUAUGAGGAACCAUUAUAUAGAUAACCUACUGUGGAUUCAUUUAUUUUCACAGGUGCCAAAUUUUUGUGGACUAAGGGAAAAUCAUAUUUUCUUGGAUAUUUAAUUUUGUGCUUUUGUUUAGGUCUGCGUUCAACAUUUAAAUUCGUGAUUCACAUAUACCCACCACAAAAUCCACGAAAAUUGAUAUCCUACAAAUAAUAAAGAAUUCACAGUAUCUGAACUAAAUGUAAUCUAUAUUGUUCUUUUCUGAGUGACUUGCAAAUGUGUGGGAUGUGAAUUAGGCAUGGAAAAGAAGGUUCCUGUUUUUUGUAACCAAUGCUCCUUAUGGUUUUUGACUAAUGACCUUUAAACUUCUUUAUUAACAUGUAAAACAUACAACCCACUUUCUUCAAACAUUUAAUUUUAAAGGAAUGAUCAAACUACUCAACAAACUUGGAAAGCAAGUUCACCAGUGUUAUGUUGAACAUGCUAUUGAAGAAAAGUUCUGAUCGAUUAUUUUAAAUCAUUUUCAAAAGGUUGGGAACUGUCUAUUUUGGUUUUGUUAUUGCACAUUUGUUACAGAAAAGUAAAGACCUAUUGUAUUAUCAAUGAACGAUGUUGAAACUUUGGAGGUUUAAUAAAAAUGGAAAAAUUUAUCCCUGGGUUGACCGUUUUGAAACAUAUUUAAGGGAAAUGUCACACAUGAUGUACUUGUAUAUAAGAACUCAUGUGUGGGCACUCCUUAUAUCAAUCUGUAAGAUGCAUAACUCUAUUCAUGUUUUAUUUUAGGUAAAAUACGUAAUAAAACAUGUUUUACUGUCA